GGCGCCUCAGCGAGUCCAUGAUCCCUGCGACCUUCAUCUUCAUUUCUCCUCCUUGUCUAUACCCGACUCCAAUUACAUACCCUAUUAGGGGUCAAAGAUGCCACCGAAGUCAACCAAACAGGUGCGAGCAAUCGCAAAUAACAAGCCUAUCGAUGCCUUCUUCACAGUGAAGAAACCCGUCAUUGCGGCGUCGGCUUCGUCCUUCUCGGUCAAUCCGACACAGGCAGGACUUUCAGACAUGAAGAAACCCGUUAUUCAUGGCAAGCUUGAUAGGCCUGGUAAGAGACCAAAGACAUCGGAAGGAUACGGCGAUAGCGACGACGAGGUUGAUUCCCUCGCCGAACUGCCCCCGAUCGAAGAUGGCUAUGCGAAUCUCUGCGCCACAGACACGCUCGACAUCAACAACAAUGAGCUGUUCGUUCGCAUGAUUAAACCCCUGCAAGCGUACUCCGCAUCGAUUGGCAUCAAGAUCGACGAGCCGGUAUCCUCGACCUUUUACCAGAGGAUAUCGGCUUGUAUCGACCUUCUGGACAAGGUCGAGAAUGCCAACAUUCUUUUCCGCCGUUCACCAAUCGGUAACUGCAAGGCAACCAUCAUCCCCUUGUUGUUUGCAUUCAUCACCGACGAACUCAAGGACCUUGUCGCACAAGUGGCCAGACCUCAAGCCAUAGGGCUGGCGACUGUGCCGUUCUGCGAGGAAGAUGGUAUAGGGACCUACGGAAAAUACGCUAUCCCCAAGUCGUCUGCCCCUCCUGAGGUGAAGGCACAAGUCUAUACCGGACGAACGGCGAGGUUCUCUCCAGGCUCGACUAGCCUAAAGCCGCGUCGUAGGGAACAUGUGCGUUCCCUCAAUGUCGAAGGUGCGAGCCAGUAUCACCAUCCCUGGAACGAGGCAGUUCGCGCCAACGCUGGACACUACGACCUUGAGUGGACGACCAACAUGUUUGUCCCCGUGGACCGCAACUUGUGUCCAACGAACGACCUCAAGAACGCCUUGAUCCUCUUUUCCGUUGUCGCCGAAGCCGUCUUGUUUGUUCUGCUGGACUCGGGAUGUGGUGACGGAUCUGCCAAGAAGUCCAUGUCCGCGGCGCUCCCCUUCUGGGACGAUGGACCUGCAUAUAUCGGCACCGAUAGCAGAAAUCCCAUUUGCGGGGGUUUCAUCCUGUGGGAUUGGACCAAGGCUGGCAGACCCUAUACAGCUUGCCAUUUCUGCGGCCGAGAGUUCGAUCACCCGUGGCGUAUCGCCAUAGCUCACAUCGCCCCCCCCACUGCCUGCAUCCCGGAUGCGCAAGCUCCUUUAAAACAAUCAGUGAUCUCAAAGACCAUAUGUGUUAUCACGAUACAUUUCGCGCCUAUGCUUGCCAGGAACCGCAGUGCUACAAGUCCUUCAAGACCCAAGCGGGAUCUUCGAGCACAUCGACUUGUACACCAGGAUCAACGGCCUUACCAUUGCUCGCACGAAGGCUGUCCAGUGGCAUUCAAGGUCAAAGGAGCCCUCAAGCAACAUGCUGUUGCUCACUCGAGAAGUCGAGAAUUUGCUUGUGACCAACCUGGCUGCUCUCAGAAAUUUGUCACCAACGGGGAGCUCAUGAGACAUACGGCUGUUCACUCGAAUGAACGCCCAUUCCCGUGUCCCACAUCCGAAUGUGAGGCCAAGUUCAAAACCAAAGAUGACGCCCGACAGCACAUGGCCGCGCAUAUAGAAGUGAAAUUGUUUCACUGCGACAUCCCGUGCUGCACUCGUCCUCCUUUCCCUUCAGAGAGGGCAAUGCGGGCCCUUAAAACAGAUUACCAUUCGGAUACGCAACAUUGUUGCCCUACCUGCAACAAGCUGUUAUCCAGCAAGAGCAAUCUUAUGCGCCAUAUAAAAUAUAACCAUUCCGAUACGCAGCAUUGUUGCCCUACCUGUAACAAGAUGUUAUCCAGCAAGAGCAAUUUGAUGUGCCAUAUAAAGGCUCUUGUGCAUCAGAAGGGGAUGGGGAAGCAUCAUGGCGGGUAA
Molecule: messenger RNA, 1999 nt
Organism: Cryptococcus amylolentus CBS 6039
Lineage: Eukaryota; Fungi; Basidiomycota; Tremellomycetes; Tremellales; Cryptococcaceae
Exons: 15
Coding region: 98-1999 (633 amino acids)
Biological process (GO): regulation of transcription by RNA polymerase II
Cellular component (GO): nucleus
Molecular function (GO): RNA polymerase II cis-regulatory region sequence-specific DNA binding; DNA-binding transcription factor activity, RNA polymerase II-specific
Source: RefSeq, a predicted model, not a curated record